AAACCAUUCACCGCAAUAGGGCCAAUUUACUUCGAGUACGGUUCACUUGUGAUCACCUUUAAUACACCAAAAGCAGCUACAGCUGCAGUACAACGCCUUCAAAAUGCUAUCUACGAAGACAAGAAACUUAUAGUCCUAUGUCUUCCCAAUGUGCAGCCCCAUAUGCUACCGCCUGAUUCCGAACCAUUACUGGUACUUGUCAAUGUGAAAAGUGGUGGAUGCCAAGGAACAGAACUUAUUCAAUCCUUUCGUAAACUUCUUAACCCAUUUCAAGUAUUUGAUGUACUCAAAGGUGGACCACUUGUUGGGCUGUACGUGUUCCGGAACAUUCCAAAGUACAAAAUCCUUGCAUGUGGCGGUGAUGGUACGAUAGGAUGGGUGUUGCAAUGCCUGGAUAUCGCUAAACAGGUCGAUGGACGUCCUAUUGAAUUGCCGAACAUUGAGGGUAUAGUUGUUCUGAAUUUGUUGAGUUGGGGUAGUGGUGCUAAUCCAUGGGGUACUGCUAAAGAAGAAAGCCCAUUCCAAAAGCCGACACACUACGACGGUCUUCUGGAGGUGGUUGGCAUUUCCGACGUAUCACGCUUGGGUCUCAUUCAAUCGAAGCUGGCCGCUGGUACCCGUAUUGCUCAAGGAGGAAGUAUUCGCAUAACUACACAUGAAGAAUGGCCAGUGCAGGUAGACGGUGAACCCCAUAUACAGCCCCCGGGUACUAUUACCAUACUGAAAUCCGCAUUAAAGGCGCAAAUGCUCAAGAAAGCGAAGAAAAGUCGGCGUGGCGCGACAUCGUCGCAAGUGCGAGCGGUCGCCAGCGAAGGUUCACCAUGUGGUCCAUUGGGUGUACCAUCGUCGUUGGAUGCCGCUCAUGGCAAAUCGACACCCGAAGCGCUUGGUGACUCGGACGAGGAGGGUGACGCAUUCCUCUGA
Haemonchus placei is the source of this 924-nucleotide messenger RNA. The record is from the annotation of a GenBank genome assembly. NCBI's taxonomy places the organism in Eukaryota, Metazoa, Nematoda, Chromadorea, Rhabditida, Trichostrongylidae.